This is a messenger RNA of Dermacentor silvarum, 768 nucleotides long. RefSeq lists its product as uncharacterized. The record is from RefSeq and is a predicted model, not a curated record. The coding region runs from base 313 to 768 and encodes 151 amino acids. NCBI's taxonomy places the organism in Eukaryota, Metazoa, Arthropoda, Arachnida, Ixodida, Ixodidae. The transcript has 5 exons.
CCGAGGGCGUAUUCAUAGGCCUGUUUUCGUGUGUAAUUUUCCUUCGUGCAUCCGUGUUAACGCCAUGUUCUCCGCGGUAUGUGUGUUAUUCGUGAACGCAAUCAAACGAGUCCUCGUCAACGCAGUUUAACGCGACUGUAAGUAAAGGCAGGCAGCGGGCGCCUUCACCGGCGCGGCCCUCGGCGAUCGGUUUGUUUGGAUGUGUUGCGCGCACGGUUCAACUUUUGACUACCGUGGUUGCGCGUUGUCGCAGUACAGUGAUGAUUAUAUGCCAGUGCUCAUCGUGAAACUGCACAAACCGCAUCACUGCUGAUGGAGCUGCCACGUACGUACACGGUGGCGCUCAAGAAGACCUUUUCUGAAGAGAAUGCGCGCCUGGCGAUUGUCACUUGCAGUCGUAACAUUUACAAAGUGACAGCUGGCCUCCAUGGGGCGGUGCAGACAGGGGAGUGUCAUUGCUGGAGACCUCCUGGCUGUCCACAGGAAAUGGAAGAAAACAUGCUGUUUUCACAACGCGGACGACACCGUGUCAAAGGAGGUUAUGGAAGAAAGACUGAGAGCAGUGCACUGGUACCCCUUGCAGCAAUUGGGUACCACAGCACUAAGGAAGAGGACUUCCUUUGCUCCGUUUUUCCGUGGACGAGCUGCACUAUACGUGAAGCGGAUAAAUACACCGAAUUCCUUGGCUGCUUCAGCAUGGCCGCGGCUGUCUGCAGUGCGCAACAGCUGAAAAAGGAAACAAUGAAUUGUGGUGUCACUGGACGCUAA